Messenger RNA from Clarias gariepinus (North African catfish), 6120 nucleotides. It is a transcript of the gene map3k22, whose product is annotated as mitogen-activated protein kinase kinase kinase 22. Gene Ontology annotation, molecular function: protein kinase activity; protein binding; ATP binding. Bases 382 to 2253 code for a protein of 623 amino acids. The record is from RefSeq and is a predicted model, not a curated record. The transcript is spliced from 18 exons. Gene Ontology annotation, biological process: protein phosphorylation. Lineage: Eukaryota; Metazoa; Chordata; Actinopteri; Siluriformes; Clariidae.
CUAAACCAUGUAGUCAGAGAGACAGGAGUCAAGGCAGGACUGGAAACUUUGCGUUGGACGGUUUUGAAUGUGCAACUUUUUUUUGUUUCUUUGGAUUACAGACCUGGAGGGGAUUCUUAAAAGCAAUUUAAUUAAAAACCCCACGUGCAGAUUUGGCAAGGUUGGAUCGUUAAGUGUCUCGCGCUCAGUUUCCGGAUCUUGUGGAUUCUCUCUUCUUCGCAACAACAGUAACAUUGUUUCCAUUUGAGAUCCGUUUCUUGUGAUUGAUCCAGCAUCUUUAUUCUUCCCAGGAUGAAAACACACACAUAAGGCUGAAGCGUCUGUGUUUGCCCGCUGAAGGAGUCGAGCGCCGCAGCUCGAGUUCAACACGGCCACUUCCUGAUGAUGACAGUAAACAUGGAUGAACGUUUUCACAAUGGGCCCGGACAACACAGGAACAUGCAAGAUGAUGAGGAGGCUCUUAACUCCAUCAUGAAGGACCUGGCAGCCCUGCGCUGUUACCAGCUCAACAGCAGCACCAGCCACAAACCCAAAAGCAGGACCCCGAGUUACAGACAGGAUUUGCGCGUGAAGCUGGAACAUGAGAGAGAGAAACGGAUCAUUCCCUUCCAGAGGCCGCUGAAGUUCAGAGAGCUUCUGCAGAAAGUGACUGAGGCUUUUGGUCAGCAGUUGGACCUUUACAGCACUGAUAGAGAGACACUCAUAGCUCUAAAGUGUCAGGAGGAUCUGGACCGAGCCCUGUCGAGUUUGAGCUCCGGUUCAGGAGCGAAAGGGGUUCUGAGGGUUGUGCUGAAAACUCCAACUAACAACCAUUUCCUGCAGGUGAACAGCAGAGAUAAACAGAGUGAGAUGAGGUCGUCUCGGUCUCUGGGAGACCUGAAAGGUUCUUUGCUCAAAGGAUCCGAACGAGUUCGCAAACACUCCACAGGCUCUCUGCACACAGGGAGGAGUUCCCCACCGCCAGGCAGCGUUCCCGAGGAGCAGCAGCAGAUCGCUCGCCAGGGCUCCUACACCAGCAUCCACAGCGAGGGAGAGUUCAUCCCCGAGACGCCCGAUCCCAACGUCAUGGAUCCUUUCGGAAGUGCUGAUGGUUCCCUGUCCAGCAGCUGCCAGUCCCUGGACCAGGCUCUAGACAGUCCUCCGUUCUCCCAGAACAACCGCGACAACAAUUACCUGAACCUCACCUACGACUAUAAAGGUCGACACGGGAAGCACGGGACUUUCCCACGACAGUUCCACUUAACCAAUCGCAGCAAGGACUACGGCGACGGUCGUAGCACGUUCCCACGGAGCUUCAUGCCGCAGGAGAACCUGUUCCAGUUGGUGCCUUCGAGCCGCACACGCAGCUACAACGGAGACAGCACGCUCGCGUACAGCGGAGACCUGCGCACCAUCGGCUGGAGCGACAAAAGCAGCCAGCGCAGUUCUGCCAAAUCUCCGCGGGCGCCGGUGAACUGGCGUCAAGGAAAGCUGCUGGGUCGUGGAGCCUUUGGCGAGGUUUACCUCUGCUACGACGCGGACACUGGCAGAGAGCUUGCCGUUAAACAGGUGCCCUUUGCCCCCGAUUGUCAGGAGACCAGCAAGGAAGUGAACGCACUUGAAUGCGAGAUCCAGCUCUUGAAGAAUCUCCGUCACGAGCGCAUCGUCCAGUACUACGGCUGCCUGCGCGACCCCGACCAGAGGAAGCUCUCCAUCUUCGUCGAGUUCAUGCCAGGGGGCUCGAUUAAAGACCAGCUAAAGGCGUACGGGGCUCUGACAGAGAAGGUGACGCGCAGAUACACCAGACAGAUCCUGCAGGGAGUCUUCUACCUCCACAGCAACAUGAUCGUCCACCGAGAUAUUAAAGGUGCUAAUAUUCUGAGGGAUUCCUCCGGAAACGUGAAGCUGGGAGACUUCGGCGCCAGCAAACGCAUUCAGACCAUCUGCAUGUCAGGCACAGGCAUCAAAUCAGUCACUGGCACCCCCUACUGGAUGAGUCCGGAGGUGAUCAACGGAGAGGGUUACGGGCGCAAAGCGGAUGUCUGGAGUGUAGCGUGCACGGUGGUGGAGAUGCUCACCCAGAAGCCUCCGUGGGCCGAAUUCGAAGCGAUGGCGGCCAUCUUUAAAAUCGCCACUCAGCCCACGAAGCCCAAUCUGCCCGAGGGUGUAUCGGACGCGUGCCGGGAUUUCCUUCGCCUGGUCUUCGUGGAGGAGAAGUGGCGUCCCACUGCGGAGGUGCUGCUCAGCCACCCGUUCGUCCAGGGCGUCUUCUGAUCGGCUCCGGAGCGCGCGAUGCCCGGAGACACGCCCCCUGUGCCGGUCCACUCCUGCCCACUAAUGAUCACCACUCUGCCUUGGUCCGGGGGAACUGGCGCCUGUUCCAGCCAGCCCACUCAGAACACAGCAGACUCCUGAUCACGGGCUGUGUAUCUCACACACUCCCACCACACACACACAGAGACACACAUAAACACACACAGAGCAGGUAUGGCCCUAAGAAGCUGUUGUUUACAGUGACAUGACAUUCAGACACAUCAGCAGUGAUCCAAUUGGCUUUGCAGAAAUAGUAAGGAACACAAUGGGGAGGGUCAUUAAGUUUUAUCCGCAACGUAAGACUAAGGUUAAUCACGACCUCGCCUGUUUUUUUGAUUUGCUAGGAAUAAAGUCGUUAAGGGUUGUGAGUUUAAAUCCCAGAACUGCCAGAGAGCCAUGAUCGAGCCCUUAGUCAAGAACCUCAGCUUGCUCAGCUCUAUGUCUGGUUUGGAUUCAUAAUAGAUGUAGGAAUAUCUUACCUUUUUUUUUUAAAAACAUAAUCUCUAAUUUUCUGUAGAGUUAUAUAGUAUGUGAUUACUACAAACAAGAACUUCAGCCCUGUUCAGACUGGAUUAAUGAAUUUUACAAGGGAAUAAUACACUGCCUGGCCAGAAAAAAAGCUGCACACUCUAGCAUUCAGUUUGACCGACUUUAGUUGUGAUAACGUAAGGAGAGCCACUCGAGUCCUGGAAUAUGUCCUAACAUUUCAGGCAAGAAAAACUCCAUAGAUGUGAUGACCUGGACAUUCGGUACAUUCAGGUCGUCAGCUGACUUCAUUUUAUUGCCACUGAAGCAACCCCCAGAUCACAACACCGCCUCCAGAGGCUUGUACAGUGAGCACUAUGCAUGAUGGGUGAAUCGCUUCAUGUGCUUCCCUUCUUACCCUGAUGCACCCAUCGCUCUCGAAUAGGUUCAAUCUGGUCACAUGACCUUUUUUCAUAGCUCAAAAGUCCAAUCGUUAUGCUUCCUUGCAAAUUUUAAUGAGUCUCACUAAAAAGUGAAGUUCUUACGGCCACAACGCAGUUUACUCUCAAUGCUCUUACUUUCACUAUUAGGCAUUGCUCGGAUUUCUGCUGUCCAAUGCAACUUUACCAAGUGUAACUUCCACACUACCUGUACCUGGUUUAAUCAUUUCCUAAACACUCCUUACUCUAAAUCCAGGCAUUUAAAUGUUUUCACCGCUUCAUACAGGCCAGUAAAUUGCAAAUCGAGCUGUUGUUUUUUUUUGGCUGGGCAGCGUACAGUCUAUAGGGAUUACAUUGAAAACCAGUGGAUUGGUAACUUACUCUUAAAACAUGGUGCAAGUAUUUCAGAUUAGGAUGUUUAAAGAAUUCAAACAUCAGAGUCCAUUCCAACUCCCCCGACUCGAGGCCGCACCAGCGUCCUGGAGCGCAUGGAUACUGUAAGAUACUCUUUGAGUAAUUCCUCUUAAGCUCACUGUGUGACGGUUAGAAUCUAACCAAUAGAGAAAGACGACACAGAGCCGCACUUGCACGACCACCAAAGUGGUAAAUCCAGACGACCAGACGUUUGAUUCUUCCGAUCGUCGUGGAAGUUUUUUUUUUUUUUUUAAACAUGAGGUCGUUCUGUUAUUCGACAUUUGGAAGCACUCGUAUUUCGAUCACUGUAAGUGGUUAGGCAAUUUAACGUGCAAGAUAAUCAGAUUUGAAGAAUCCUAUUUUUAUAAAUAUGUGUCAUUGUUCUUUUGUUUUUUAUUUUAUUCUGGAUGUUAUGGAUGUAUUAUUUGAAAAAGCAAUAGUACUGAUGAUGAAUACUGUAGUGGGACUGAAUCAUGAACAUUCCUCUUAGGUUCAGUCUUUCAUAUCGACCUGAGUGUAUUCUUAUCGUCGGGAACAACCAAAGAGCACAUACGGUAUGCAGCUAUAUAUCUGGAGUUUCGGCCUGUUUUUACAACUUUACUACAGUUAGCGGUGCGACUGUAUAUUGGAAUGGUGGUAGAAUCAUGUCGACCUUUAACAGAAUUUUUUUUUUUUAUAGUGACAGUCAUUUCAUUUCCAUGUGCAGUGCUGCGGGAUGUCAUGUCUUUAUCGUAUUAUACGGUGCUGUGCAAAAGUCUUGAGCCCCCUCAUUUCUUUAUAUUUUGCUUCCAAAUAGCCUGACUUUCCUGUAUUUUUAAUGUAGUCUUGAGUAAUAGUUCCAGGCUUCCUCAUUUGGCUCUCAUUCAUUUUUACACUUCAGUCCCUGUACCUGAGCAGUUUCUUAGUAAUGUUUUUUGUUUGUUGCACCACACAGUGACUUGUGAAUCAUUCAAGCAUAAAAAAAACAUCUAACCUAGGACAUGAACCAGUGAGAAACAGGUGCAGAGGAUCUGGCCGGUGUACUGGUGUAUAUUGGUGAUGCUGAAUGCUAAAUGGUUGGAACGGACAAGAGGGGAAAUGAGGUCGCUGCCUGAAGUUGAAUUAGAAAUGGAGGAUGUUAAGACUUCCUCGCACCGUUGUCCAAGUGUUUCAUAAGUCAUAAUUAAUGACUAUAACAUUUAUAUGAAAAUAAAAUAAUUGUAAUUGUCUGUCCAAUCAGCAUAUUAUAAAUUAUUUAUACCCUUUCACUCAUCAGUGUAUUAUACUAUAAUAUGAUGAAUGUGGUUGGAAAAUCUGAGUUUUUUUUAAGAAAAGAAAAGGAGACAUGACAUCCUUCAGCGAAAAAUUUCAUCAUCAGUGUUUUUGUUUUGUUUUGUUUUUUUUUACAUCUGGACGAUUUGUCACUGCUGCAGUGUUUUCUUUAUUCAUUCACAGAAACAAAAAUGUCCUCCACUUUAUGUGCCUUCUCCAUAGGAGCUGUUUCUUUUUUAUUUUCCUUCACAGAAAUGACUACCAUCAUUGUUUUUGUUUUAAUGGUGCAUUCUGUUGUCCUUGUCCGUGACCGAUGCUGUAUUUUUGACAUACAGACUUGCUUAAAGUGAUAAAGAUUGUAUUGUAAGUACAGAGCUUAUCGGAAGCUAGACACCUUUUGAAAUCCUUUAACGGUGUUUAAAACAUUUAAAACGUUGAUAUUCAGCGUUUAAGAGGAAGAAUUCUAAAAACUGAGGUGCUCUUGAAGGUGAGGUAAAUAUAAUAUAAUCGCAUAAUAAAUUAAAAUAAAGUGACCCUGUGCCUUUGAUAAAACUAUGUAUAAAUAGCAGGUGUUCUUUUUCUAUAUGAACUUCCUAAGUACAAACAAUGUUUUUUCCCUCUGUGGGCGUGGCUAAAACCAGGAAAAAAAAUCGAACGAAGCUAGUCGAAGAAAUAUCAAGCAUUUUGUCUAAAAUUUUUUAAAGCCUUUUGAUCUCUGGUGUGAUUAUUACAGAUAUACUGUAGAUGUAUUAUAUAUUAAUGAUGUACAAUAACAGGAUUGGACCGCCACGACAUCACCAGUGCACAGGUCUGUGCCUUAUACACGUUAGUCAGAACCAGGAGGGGGAAACAUAAAAAAAAGGUUUGUUUUUAAAAAAAAAAAAAAAAAAAAACAGUGUUAAAGUUCUGUCACUUAAAGUGUUUAACUAAGUGCCAGAUUUAAAAAAAAAAAAAAAAAAAAAAACCUGAACCGAACCUUAAAGGGUGUCUAUGUUUUCUGUAAGCACUGUACAGAUUGUACUGCACUUUUUUCAAGAUGUUUUAUUAUAUUCCAAAUAUGUUUAAGUCACGAUAUUACCGAAACUUGUCGAGCUGCGUUUUUUUCCUUCUCUGAGUAAACAUUAAAAUGACCUCCGAGGUUUUUGAAGGAGGCUAGGAAUGAAAAAAACCUUCUUUAUUGCCUUUAUGAUAAAACCAGAGCACAUUUAUUCUGAAAGUGAUUUUGUACAUUGGAAUAAAUAAAGGAAAGUUUAAAAAA